This is a messenger RNA of Aethina tumida (small hive beetle), 886 nucleotides long. Its product is annotated as trypsin-1-like. Gene Ontology annotation, molecular function: serine-type endopeptidase activity. The transcript has 3 exons. The coding region runs from base 120 to 869 and encodes 249 amino acids. NCBI's taxonomy places the organism in Eukaryota, Metazoa, Arthropoda, Insecta, Coleoptera, Nitidulidae. The record is from RefSeq and is a predicted model, not a curated record. Gene Ontology annotation, biological process: proteolysis.
CUAAUUUAAAAAAUAAGUUUAUUGCUGUCAUAAAGUACAAUACACUAGAAAAUUAAAUUGGAAUUGAUAAUUUUUAAAUUUGUUAGUUAGUUAGUUAGUUUUACACAUAUUACAAUAAUAUGUAUUGGCUGUUACUAAUAUAUCUUGUCUUAAAGGUGGCAAAGGGAGAUGUAGACAUGACACUGAAAAGUAGAAUCGUCAAUGGAAUUGAUGCUGACAUCAAAAAUUACCCUUACCAAGCCUCCCUAGAAUUUAAUGGGUAUCAUCGUUGUGGAGCAGUCAUCAUUGGCUCUAAGUGGGUGGUAACAGCAGCUCAUUGUACUAAAGACAUCAAUCCUCAAAGGCUAACAAUAAGGGUUGGCACGUCACAUUUGGAGGAUGGGGGUCAAGAUAUUAAAGUAUUAAAGGCCAAUGAACACCCCUUGUACGACAGCAAAACGCAGGAUUAUGACAUAUCAGUUUUGGAACUGGAAGGAAACAUUGAAGCCCAAAAUGCCUCACCAGUUACUCUACCAUUACCACACGCAGCAUUAAAGGUUGGUUCCUAUGGUGCUGUAACUGGUUGGGGUAAAAUAUCUGAAACGGGGUCUCGUUCGGACACGCUCAUGGUUGUGGAGGUACCAAUUAUAGAUAUUGCAGCUUGCCGCCAAGUUUUCGGCGAAGCUGGUAUCACAACUAGGAUGUUUUGCGCCUUAUCCAAAGAAAACAAGGAUGCGUGCCAAGGCGAUUCCGGCGGCCCUUUCGUCGUAGAUGGAACAUUAAUGGGCGUGGUGUCCUGGGGGCACGGCUGUGCCGUUGAAGGCUACCCCGGAGUUUACACCAGCAUACCCUACCUCAGAUCUUUUAUUACUGAAAUUAGUGGCAUUUAAAGAAAGUUGAUGAGUAA